This is a messenger RNA of Porites evermanni, 3840 nucleotides long. The record is from the annotation of a GenBank genome assembly. Lineage: Eukaryota; Metazoa; Cnidaria; Anthozoa; Scleractinia; Poritidae.
GUGUUUCAAGCUUCGUAUCCAAAUACAGCGGUGUAUGGAAAUUUUAGAACAAACAGAGCAGCCACUUUAAAAAAAAAGUUUAAUUCAGAAGGGUUUUACAGAGGAAACCACUUCCGAGGUCAUCAUUGUCAUGAUUCUGUAUUUCAAAGGUUUUCCUCAGCGCCAUCACCAAGCAAACGCCUUCAAGGUCUUUGUUAACUCAUUUCUCUUCAUAUCCUCUUUAACAAGCCUCUGUUUCGGCCAAAUAUUUGCCGUUUCACCUGGUUAUCCGAGCUUUUCGACUAGGGGAAAAUCUGGAGACAUGGAUCUCGGUUAUAAUGCGAACUUCCCUGUUGAUAAACCAUCCGAUAUUGUUUUAGGGGGGCUAUUUCCCAUGCACAAUAAAAACAUCACAGAACAUGGCUCUACUUGUGGGAGCCUAAACGUGGAGCGAGGUAUUCACAGAUUUCAAGCUGCGAUAUUCGCGAUAGAAGAGAUCAACAGGAACCCUGAUCUGUUGCCAAACAUUACCCUUGGCAUGUCGGCGUAUGAUACUUGUGGAAGAGACACUAGAGCUUUAGAGGAAUCGCUCAAGUUUGUCAUGGAAUCACUUGCUAAAAAUAGGACCGUAAGCUGUUCAAAUGCGUUUACAGCGUCUUCCUCAAUGAAAGAACGAAUCAUGGCAGGAGUUGUUGGAGCAGCAGCAAGUACUGUUUCCAUCCAAAUCGCAAAUCUCUUAAGGUUGUUCAAACUACCGCAAAUAAGUUAUGCUUCUACUUCAACAGAUCUCAGCGACAAAGCAAAGUACGAUUUUUUCGUGCGCACUGUACCCCCUGACAACUACCAGGCGCGCGCGAUGAUCGAUGUUGUGCGUGGAUUAAAAUGGACGUCUGUGUUCGCCGUGAGUUCCGAGGGAAAUUACGGAGAGCGGGGUAUACGGGAAUUUACCAAUGACGCGAAAGCGGCAAAUAUUUGUAUCGCGGGGACGUUUAAGAUUGACGGAGGUUCGAGCGGCGACGAACAAAUCGCCAGCAUGGUCAAAGAAUUUCUGAAACGCCAGACUGUCCGUGGAAUUAUUUUAUUUUGUACUGAUACAGACGCUAGAAGAAUCCUACAAGAAGCUAAACGUCAAAGUGCCGCUGGUAAAUUUACAUGGAUAGCGAGCGAUUACUGGGGAACGCGGAAAAAAACCAUUGACGGUCUCGAGAAAUACGCGGAAGGAGCGAUAACAAUAAGUUUGACGGAGGCAAAAGUUACUUCGUUUAAACAGAACUUCACUUCUUUAAAACCUAAUAACCACAGUUUGCGAGUGAAUCCGUGGUUUGAAGAGUUUUGGGAAACGCAGUUUAACUGCCGCUUGAGCGAAAGUGCUUGUCGCUCGCGUUCUCUUAAAGAUAUGGACAUGCGCAUUGAUGAUAAAGUGCCUUUUGUUAUUGACGCUGUGUAUGCGUUUGCGCAUGGCCUUGACGCCAUGUACAAAAGCUUCUGUCCAGCUAGGAACGGCCUGUGUCCUGAAUUGAUGAGGCACUUCGAUGGCAACCAGCUACGAGACAUACUUUUUAACGUAAGCUUCACUGGAGAAACUGGCUCAGUCAGCUUUGAUCGCAACGGAAACGGCCCGGGUAGAUACGACAUUUAUCGUCUGCAAGGCGGGAAAUACGUAAAGAUAGCCUCUUGGGAUGAUAAACUGUACGAUGCACAGAAACUUUACGAUGGAGCAAAGAACGGAACGGCUUUGUCACGUUGUGGAGUUCCUUGCACUGCUGGUCACUACAAAGUGUUUGAUUUUGACGGAUCCUGCUGCUGGACUUGCAAGAAAUGUCCUGAAAAUAACUACGUGCAAGGUAUUUUUUGUUACAUUAACUUAAGCUACAGUAAAGCGGGCAACAAAACACUUGUUUUGCAUCAUUGCUUCAAACAGAAUUGAUUCAAGGUACUACUUUGGAUAAUGCUAUCGCUUACUUUCUAGACUUUCCAUGUUGCGCGGAAAAACUGAAUCAAAAUUCGUUCCCCCUACGCACAGUCCAUUUGAGACAACACCGACCAAAUCUCACGUGCAACAUAAGGCUGGUCAAGGAGAUGCUCUGUCUUAGUUGUUAAGAGUGCUGUCCACUGGAUAAAUCACUAUCUAGUGCAAAAAGCAUUUGGCUUUCACACACUUAUCCACCGGAUAAACUAUCCAGUGAACCGCUUUUGAAAGACCGGGGCCAUUUUGUCAGAGGUUUGAAUGUGCUCCAGGAUUGAAAAAGCUCCUUUAUACUCAGUUCUGAUUGGUUGACCUGCUUGUUUAUUUAACAAGAACAGAAACCCCAGGGGCACCCAACGACAAUUUUCCGAAAAUAUCUGUUCGGAAGACGAUUUGAGAUCUAGAAUUUUCGGAACAUUUGUUGUAAAAUUUUUUGCUUGCCUGCCUCUCCUAGGAUUUUCGAACAUCUAAAAACUACUAUAAUUGCCCAUUUUUAACGGAUUUUUACCCUCAAAAGGUCACCUAGAAUUUUCGGGAGCCUUUUUGCUGGCUGAAAUUUUCGAAAAGGUAAGUUUUGAUCCCUAUAAUUUUCGGAUCACUAGACUUUCAGCUAGGAAAUCCGAACAGAUGAAAAAUUUUUAUGGGAUAAAAAUAUGCCUAUAUCUACCGUUUAAAUACUAAAAUACGUUUAACAAUGCUAUAUUUAAGUGGUUUUGAUUUACAUUAUCGUUGGGUGCCCCUGAAACCCUACUUCCAAGACAAUAAAAGGUAGACCAUACUACAGCGAUCUCGGUCUACACAAUUCCAAAGCGAAAUAAGGCAUUUUGACGUGUACAGUUAAUAAUGACAAUGUUAUUUUUAUUUUUAUGUACAAUGAUUACCUUAACUCCACAGGUGAGGUAUCUUGCAAGCCCUGCGAACAAGGACAACGGCCCAACGCCGAAUUCAGUGGUUGUGAGUCGCUCCCUCGACGCAACAUCGCACAGAGCUGGUUCAUUAUGGUCAUGGUAUUUGCGGGCCUGGGUAUCAUGUGCACAAUUUUUGUAGGGACAUUAUUCUACAUCAAUCACGACACCCCCUUAGUUAAGGCCUCGGGCAGGGAGCUCACAUGCGCACUUCUUUUUGGUUUACUCUCUUGUUACGUGUUUUCAUUCUUCUUGCUGGCUGAGCCGUCGACUGUGGUUUGUGCAAUCCAGCGGUUUGGUCUUGGAUUUUCGUUUUGCGUGUGCUACGCGGCAAUUCUGAUUCGAACCAGUCGGAUUGCAAGAAUUUUUGAGAAGAGCAAACGGUCAACGAAGCCACCGAUGCUCAUCAAUCCGGCCUCACAAAUCGCCAUACUAGGCGUAUUUGUUUGCGUCGACGUUGCCUUCGCUGUAUUAGGGCUGGCAAAAUGGCCACCGGAUACUGUCCUUGCUUACCCAACGAAUAAAGACGUAUUGCUAAUUUGCAACAUUCAAAGUUACGAUCUUAUCUUUGCGUUGACGUACAAUGUGAUAAUUAUUCUUCUCUGUACAUUUUACGCGUUUAGAACGCGCAAAACACCCGCAAACUUCAACGAAGCGCGGUACAUUGGCUUCGCUAUGUACACGACUUGUAUCAUUUGGGUCGCAUUCAUUCCGGUGCAAAUCGGCGUGAACAAAGACUACGCGACAAUAACCCUCAGUAUCAAUACGACUCUUAACGCUACAACGCUACUGUUGUGCAUUUUCGGACCUAAAGUGUACAUCCUGGUGUUAAGACCAACGCGGAAUCUGCGCAGUAAGUCCCUAAACAGUUGGCGCUCUCAUGAAGCUGAAUUUCACAACACCACAGGUAGGGACUGUCACUCAGGGACCCUGGAUGGGCCUUCGAGUCAUUGUACAGUUACAAACUUCUACUAUGAGAGUACAAUAUGA